Molecule: messenger RNA, 2501 nt
Organism: Anopheles moucheti
Lineage: Eukaryota; Metazoa; Arthropoda; Insecta; Diptera; Culicidae
Product: serine/arginine repetitive matrix protein 1
Exons: 7
Coding region: 450-2375 (641 amino acids)
Source: RefSeq, a predicted model, not a curated record
CGCAAUUAUUGCGGUAAAAUAUGGUCGAAAACGAAUUUAACUAGCUACAGUUUACGCACGAUAACCAUUGCAAAACGUUUAACACUCGUAUUAAUCACUUCACGAUUCUACUGCGCGUGAAAACGAGACUCACACGCAAAACCCUGGCCACACACACGCUCUGAAUUGAAUGCUGUGGUCGAUCCGGAAGGUUCAGUGUACCGUGAACCGUGGGUCAGUAAGAAAACAUAAACACCUGUUUCGGUCUAUCCAUCGACUAUUGCAGUUCCAGUAAAACAGUCCUAGUUUCGCUGAAUCCGAAUAGUCACGGAACGAUCAAGUUCGUCAAAUCGUGUGACUUUCGGGUGCGAUUGUACGAGAACCACACAUUUCUCCGUGGCCGCGCGUGUCUAAGCGAACAAACGCGUGUGUGAUUCGUUGCACCGAAACUUGUGAACUGUCGUGAAGCGAUGUCAGUACGUCGGCGUGAUUUAAGUCCUCCCCCGGGGCGCGGUCCGGGAGGUGGAGGCGGCGGUGGUCCGCUCGGUGGCAGCAGCAAACUUCGUAUGGAUCGGAAUCCCAGCCGGGCCAAGAUUACUGAUCCAAGCCAUCCUGCAGGCAAGCGGAAAGAGAUCGAUAACGUCAUGAAGAAGGCCCGUGCCUUUCCGAAUGAAACGUGGGAUAAAAAGCUUUUGGAAGCGGAAGAAAAGGAUCCCAACCGUUGGCGCCAUACAGGCUACAAAAAAUUAUAUAUUGAGGAUGAUCCCAGCAGCUCAGAUUCAGACCGUGGUCCAGGUGGUGGUGGUGGUGGUACCGGUGGUGGUCGUUAUGGCAACGGUAGACGCAGUAGAUCGCCGCGAUCACCACGUCCGACUCAUCGACGCUCACCGUCACCGAUGCAAGCAAUGCGCAAACGCCAUAUAUCGCCGCUAUCACCCGUCCCGAUGCGUCGUCGGUCUCCAUCUCCGUCACCGAUCAAUCGUAAACCACCACCACCUGAACUGAAACGACGACCCCGAUCGCCCUCACCAAGAAUGCGCCGCAAAUCACCAAUGGGGAUGAUGCGACGCCCUAUGUCGCCAGGCGAAAUGCGACGGCGUCCAUCACCGCCCGGUAUGGGGCCGGAUUCACCACGCAGAGUACCUCGCCGUAUGUCACCACAUCUGGGUCCUCCGCCGUCGAAGGGAGGACGGCUGCCACCACCGGUACCACGUUCGAAGCGACCUCCUUCGCCACCACCAAGGAUGAGCCGUUCGGCCUCCAUGAGUAGCUGUUCCGAUGAUUCCUGUUCCGGUUGUUCGGUUGACGAUCACCGUCGUCGCCGCCGUCGUCCUUCAAGGGCUCGAUCACCACCGCACAAUAACGGUCCAAAAGGAUUCCGCCGGGAGGGCCUCGCGGGGAAUCAUGAUAGCCGUAUGCGUCCGAUGAGUCCACCGCCAGUGGAUCCACGCCGUAAGCAUCUGCCACCGCCCGAACCGCUACCGAAAGGGCAUCGCGUUUUAGAAAAAACUUCACGUGAUCAUCGUCCAUCACGAUCGGGCCCACAACCGCCUUCCGAGCAACGCACAAGGCGUCCACAAACACCGGAUUCCGAUCGCGCUUUAUCACCUCCGAAGCGUUCAAAGCAUGCAAGCAAAUCGUCUAGCACUGUCCCAGCGCCGGAAGAAACGCGACCAUCGAAGGUCCGUGCAUCGAAACAACAGGCAGCUCCGUCAUCUGAUGUGGCUGGCUCAAAUGGGCACGAUGCUGCAUCCCGGCCGUCAUCUGCCCAGACGGCUCCGACAGCAGCAGCAAGCUCCUCGAGCACGACCCACAAAAAACAUCAUAAAGACAAGAGUGCAGAUAAACUGCGCGCCCGUGUGAAAAUUGAAGGCGAGCCGAAACGUCGUUCCCGACCACGCUCUCCGUCAAGCGGUUCGGAGGAAUCGAGCAGUAGCGAAAGUUCCCUUCCACGUUUUACGGCCACCACUCGCAUGACCCUUUCGGAGCGCUUUGGUAAAAUGGCCCAGUGGAGUGUCGAUCGAUCGAAUAUGGAAAAUAUGCGCAUCACGAAGAACUCGUCCGGCGGGGAUCUGAAAGUGAUGAUCGAAGAGGAACUUGAAGCACCACCGACACGAUACACCUAUUCGCCAGCCCCGGCCGGACACUUCCCCGAAGAGUUGAUGACUACUGGGCCGAGUGGUUUGUCAUCGUGGGAUGACGUACGGGUACGAUACGAGUACUACAAGGGACGCGGGUAUUUGCGGGAUCUCGAUUUGCAAGAUUACAUCAAGUGGGAGGAGUGGUGGUACAAGUACCAAGAAUGGCUCAAACAAGAACGAUACUACGAGCUGUGGGAACGUUCGCAAAUGAACCGCCGUCGUAAGAAGAUUCCCAUUGCGCAGCGGCUAAACUAAAAGGGCUAGCUGUCGUUCCCGUUUUCGGAAAGUCUAUUUAUCUCUCCAUUGAAUUUUGUAGCAUAAAAGUAUGAACGGUGUCCAGGAAAUUGACACCACAACAGGUAUAUUUUAGAAUGAGUUAUA